Molecule: messenger RNA, 8780 nt
Organism: Cavia porcellus (domestic guinea pig)
Lineage: Eukaryota; Metazoa; Chordata; Mammalia; Rodentia; Caviidae
Gene: Fbxl20
Product: F-box and leucine rich repeat protein 20
Exons: 14
Coding region: 607-1944 (445 amino acids)
Cellular component (GO): cytoplasm
Molecular function (GO): protein binding
Source: RefSeq, a predicted model, not a curated record
ACUCCCAUGCUAAAAAAUGGAACAGUUCAUUUUGUUACACUCUCUGUAAGACUACUCUUCCUUCCCUCUUUUGUUCUUUACUUUCCUUUUCUGUCCUUGUGUAAGCAAUUUUUAUUUUAUUUUAUUUUAUUUUAUUUUUUGAAUUGGGAUUGAACUCAUGACCUAGCACUUGCCAGACAGGUACUUACGCCACUGAGCUAAAUCCCUGGCCCCUGUAGUAAGCAAAUUUAUAUGUAGUCAGACCCAGACUUUUUCCACAAGAUAUCCCUGAAAUAUGCCUAAAGUCGUUGUACUUCUAGCACUCUUGAUAUCAAACGGGGAGAGAAGACCAAGAACUGUAGCUGGGCGUGGUGGCUCAUACCAGUAAUCCCAGCUCUCUAAGGGCCUAGGCAGGAGGAUUAAAGUUUGAGCUCUGCUUUAGCAACUUAACAAGACACUGUCUAAAUACAAAAAAUAAAAAAAUCCCAAAAAAUGGACUAAGGCCAGUGUGUUCAGUCCCCAGUCCUACAUGUACACAUCAACUUUAUUCUGACUUACUGCAUAGCAGUAUUGAUACAAUUUCCAAGUUUAUCCUACAAAUGCUGUUUUAUCCUAUAAAUAACUGCCAUGAUGUUUUCUAAUUAUUAUUAUUGUCUUUCAGAGACGCAGGGUGAGAAAAAUUAUCUAGCUCCAGCUCCAGCAGCUUACCCACCAGUUCUUCUGUUUGGCUUUCCAAAGAUAAUGAUCUCUAGAAUCAGGAUAUUUUCUUUCCUCGAUGUCGUUACCUUGUGUCGCUGUGCUCAGGUUUCCAGGGCCUGGAAUGUUCUUGCUCUGGAUGGCAGCAAUUGGCAGCGAAUUGACCUAUUUGAUUUCCAGAGGGAUAUUGAGGGCCGGGUAGUGGAGAAUAUUUCAAAACGUUGUGGAGGGUUUUUACGAAAGUUAAGUCUUCGUGGGUGUCUUGGAGUAGGAGACAAUGCGUUAAGGACCUUUGCACAAAACUGUAGGAACAUAGAAGUGCUGAAUCUAAAUGGGUGUACAAAGACGACAGAUGCUACAUGUACUAGCCUUAGCAAGUUCUGUUCCAAACUCAGGCACCUAGACUUGGCUUCCUGUACAUCGAUAACAAACAUGUCUCUCAAAGCUCUGAGCGAGGGUUGCCCACUGCUGGAGCAGCUGAACAUUUCCUGGUGUGACCAAGUAACCAAGGAUGGCAUUCAAGCACUAGUGAGAGGCUGCGGGGGGCUCAAGGCCUUGUUCUUAAAAGGCUGCACACAGCUAGAAGAUGAAGCUCUCAAGUACAUAGGUGCACAUUGUCCUGAGCUGGUGACUCUGAACUUGCAGACUUGCUUACAAAUCACAGAUGAAGGACUCAUUACUAUAUGCAGAGGGUGCCAUAAGCUGCAGUCCCUCUGUGCCUCCGGCUGCUCCAACAUCACAGAUGCCAUCCUGAACGCGCUAGGUCAGAACUGCCCUCGGCUUAGAAUAUUAGAAGUUGCAAGAUGUUCUCAACUAACAGAUGUGGGUUUUACCACUUUGGCCAGGAAUUGCCAUGAGCUUGAAAAGAUGGACCUGGAAGAAUGUGUUCAGAUAACUGAUAGCACAUUAAUCCAACUUUCUAUACACUGUCCUCGACUUCAAGUAUUGAGUCUGUCCCACUGCGAGCUUAUCACAGAUGAUGGCAUCCGCCACCUGGGGAACGGGGCCUGUGCACAUGACCAGCUGGAGGUGAUUGAGCUGGACAACUGCCCCCUCAUCACAGACGCAUCGCUGGAACACCUAAAGAGCUGCCACAGCCUGGAGCGGAUCGAGCUCUACGACUGCCAGCAGAUCACCCGCGCGGGCAUCAAAAGACUCAGGACCCACUUACCCAACAUUAAAGUUCAUGCCUACUUCGCACCGGUCACUCCACCCCCAUCUGUCGGGGGCAGCAGACAGCGCUUCUGCAGAUGCUGCAUCAUCCUAUGACACUGGCGGCUUGGCCUUGGUGAACUGAGUCUUGAAGAAUACUCUAGAGUUACCUGGCAUCUCCAGCAGAAGUGACCCCAGUGUUCUGGGCAAGGGUUACAGAGUGAGGCAGCAUCCAGGUCCCCAGAGCAUCUGCAACCUACCCCGCACACUCUAGCUCUGUGGCCUGGGGACUGAAGCUCAUGCUGGCUUUACCAAGUGGGUUAGUGAAACUUAACCAUUCCCAUCGGAUGCACCCAGAACAUCGCAGGCCAGCACAGAGGGAGGGCAUUCCAGCAGACUGUGUGACUGCUGUAGUGGUUUCUUUAUUUCAUUAAGGGGUUUCUUUGGGGAUCUCGAAACAGUAACUCAGUCAUCCAGGGUCAAGGAAAGCAUGGAAAGUGAUACAUGAGGGACCAGAAAGAAAUUUCGUUGCAUCCUAGACAUGGUAGCCAUCAUUAUGAAAUGACUACAUAGCUUCUGUGCUUCCUGUUUCCAUGCCAACAUGCUGAGCAUGCUUGCAAAGAAGGUGGUCCAUUCCUCCCAUGGUUUAGUCUUUAGCCCAGAGAUUUCUUAAAUACUGCAUUGGGAUCCCUGCAGUCCAGAUGCAGUCACUCACUCAAAUUGUCCUGUCGUCACACCACGCACCUGUCUUCCGCUCUUGUGGCUCCCUCUGCACUCUUGCUCCGUAUGUCACCCAGUCACAGCCUGCUACUCACACUUGGUUGUUACUCUUUGGCUAUUGUGUUUACAGUUUGCAUUUUUGGAUGAUUAGUUGAGGUUAUCAAACAUUUUUUAAAAAGACAUUAUCAAUAAAUAUUUUUUUAAUUUGAAAUCCUACCAUUAGGGGACCCUGCUUGAAUCUUUGCCAAUUUGAAAGGAAAAAUAAGAAAAGUAAUGAGAAGAAAUUGAGGUAAAAUUAUUUUGAUGAAAACGAACUUUGCCUUUUGGUUUUGUUAUAUCUAGUGAUAGACAAUAAUUCGCAUGAGCUGCCCAGUGUUCUGCCUGCACACUUCCUUCAGACAGUACUAACUUCCUAAGCAAAGAGAAUGGAGAAGUGUGCAAAGGAUAGAUGGCAAACCCAAACUCACCCUGCAGGUCUUGGCCACCCAAGCUCAGACUUUAAUAAGCUUACUGUCUUAUGCUGAAAUCUGGGUGUGAUCAGUGGCUUCCCUUCCCUUUUGGUUGUAGCUAUGGUGCUGCCAGUGGCUUGUGCUCUCUAGCACCCCACCACCACUCCAGCACAGCCUCACACGCCCAUUUUAGCCAUCAGGAAUACAAGAAUGGCCCCGUCACAUCCGGCCAGCCUGUGUCAUUGUUAACUAUUCUAUAGCCAAUAUUGGUGCCUCAACAUCUCUCCCUUUUUCCUCUAAUGAAAUUGUGAAAGUAGCCAGGGGACGGGAUUGAGUUAUCUACAUUAAAAUCUUGAGAAGGAUAAGCAGGUUCAGUGUCUCUACCCCACUUAGGCUGGUAUCAGGGCUGGGGAUCAGGGGUUCAGCAUUGAUGAGUCAGUCCAGGAAGCAGCUGUCCCCUUACUGGGUAUGGUGGCACACACCUGUAAACCCAGUCUCUUGGGGCUGAGGCAGGAGAAACACAUGCUCAAGGUCAGGCUAAUUUGACGAGGCCCUCUCCGAAAAUACAGGCUGGGAGGCAGUACACUGGCGGAGCACCUGUUGGGCAUGCCUGGGGCCUGGGCUGAGCCUUAGCACCACCAGAAGUGAAACCUGCAGAAACUCCUUGACUCGCAGAUACCACAGAGGCCAGGUGUGCCAGCACAUGCGCACAGCCCUAGAACUCUAGAGGUUACAGGCAGGAGGGUCAAGGGUUCAGCCCCAUCCUGGACAGUUAGCAACUCAGCAAAGCCUGUCUUAGAAAAAUCCAAGCCAGGCCUGGUAAUUCAUGCCUGUAAUCCCAGCACCAGGAUGCUAAACCAGGAGGGUCACUGUAAAUUCCAGGCCAGCCUGAACUACAAAGUGAGUUCAUGGCCAGUCUGACCUGCAUAUGGAGUCCCUGUCUUAAAAGAAAAUUGAGGGCAGUCUGAUGGGGUGGGGACAUAGCUCAGUGCAAGGGCCUCGGUUUAAUCACACAAGAUGAAGGAAAUAAAAUGACAUUUCUGAAGCAUAAGAUUCUUUUUGUUGGUGUGAUUGAUUGGGUUUGAGUUGGUUUUGAACAUUAAUGUGCAGUUCAUGAUCUUAGAUCAUUUCCUGCAUGAUCCAGAUUGUUAAAGGGCUCUGACUAACAGGUAUACAAGGAUGAAGUCUGGAUGUUGCUCUGUUGAUGUAGGAAGCAAUCAAUGAAAAGAUCCUCUGUUACUAUCAUUUUUUAACAUAGUAAAUUAAAUUGUAUUUCAUUAUGUCCCCUUAAAAAGCUCGUUAUUUUUUGUUCUUCCUCUUACUUUGUAAAGGAUAUUUUUAUCCUGAAACAGGCUGUUUAUCUCUGAAACAGGCUCCCCCUGUGUGGCCCAAGCUAGUCUUGAGCCCACAGUCGUCCUGCCUUAAACUAGAGAAUGUUAGGAGCACAGGCAUGUGCCACCACACCUAGCACUCAUCUGUCGUCGUUUAAACAGGAUCUUGCUGUGGUCCACGGGCUGGUCUUGAGCUCACAACCUCAAACAGUACUCCUGCCUCAAUCUCCCAAAUGGCUGGGAGUUCGGGCUCACACUGCUCACGGCAGGAAUACACUUUCUGUGUAAGACUUCAAUGCUGGUUAUACCCAGCAGGUGAAAAUAGACAUGGAUACACAUACACAUCCCGAUGUGGCUCAUAGUGUUUUUGUUUUUGACUUUUUGAGACAGGGUCUUGCUAUGCAGGGCAAGCUGGCCUUCCAGCUCACUUGUAGCACAGGCUGUUCUCAAACUCAAAGUGACUCUCCUGCCUCAGUCACCCAGGUGCUGUGAUUAUAGAUGUGUGCCACCAUGCCCAGCUUAAGACAUUGGUUCAAAACUAAAAUAUUUAGGGGCCUUCUCUAAAAUGUGGUAUGGGUUUUGUUGUUUCUUUGUUUUUCCUAAACAAAUUCAUGAUGAAACCUAUAUUGGUGAGUGUAUUUGAACUGCCUGAUUUGGAAAAAUUUCAAAGACCUUCUUUUUCCACCAUACAUCAGAAGUCUUAAAAAUGCCACCUCUCAGGGCUGGAGAUUUAGCUCAGCGGCAUAAGCGCCUGCCUUGCAAGCAGGCAGUCAUGAGUUUGAUCCCCGAUACCGAUAAAAAGGAAAAAGACCAAAAAAAAAUGCCAGCUCUCUACUCAAAGGGCAUCACCAUGUGCAGAUCCACUGGGGUGCGCACCACUGGCUCUUGUGUGCUUAGGCCGAUACCUGUUCCUUUCUCAAGAACUUUGUUUAUUAAAAUGAGAUGCAGUGUAUAGGCACAGGAAGACUUUAGUUCCAUUAAGCAUAGAAGAAAAUACGUUUCUUGUGCUGACUGACUACAUGGAUGGUAAGUUUGCUUCAGGUAGGAAGCAGCCUGAUAGCUGGAUAUACUUGGUAUCCAUAUCUGGAGUACUCAGAAUCUGGCGCUCAGCCAGGCCUGAUGUAGGGAAACUGGCUAGUUGGUUUGAUUUCAUAGCUACUCCAGAAUAUGCCUUUUAUAAUGAAAAAAUGCAUGAACCAAGAAAAGAGAUUUGGAAGGAAAAUCUCAAAAUUCCUGCUGUAAACUUCGGGCAGUCAGGAGGGUCAGUGGUCUCGGGGACAUUUCUUGGCAAUCACACCACCUUGUUUCUGAGCACCUGUCCCCAGUCUCGCCUGCUGUAUUUUCCAGCACUGUUUGCUUCAUGGUUACCUUUUAUGUCAUCAUCAGCUCUGCGAGGUGAUUCCAGCACUUUUACUUUAGUGUCCUUUGGCCCUGGUCUCACCGCUUCCUCUCCACUCCCGUCCUUGCCUAUCUUGAAGCCUCUCUGUCACCCCUGUAGUGCUGCUGACUCACUCUCAAUGUCAGUGUCCAGCUGUAGCUCUGGGUCUUUGUCCUAGGCAGUGCUGUGGACGGCCUUGAGUUAAUUGUUGAGUGGCUCUGGUCAUUUUUCACUGGGUUGUCCUAGACGCUUGCUUGCUAGACUUGAGUUGUUCAGUUCUCCAUGAAGAAUAAGAUCUAACUUUAGUCUUUUCCAAUAUUUGGAGUGUGACAGCACAUCAUGCUUGGUGUUAAAAAUGUUCUCUCCUUUUAUUCUGCUCUUAUCUCUACUGGAUGUAAAAGUAUUCCUUAAAUGGCUUUUUGUAAAUUUUAAGUCUGAUUUCUUCAUCUGUUAACUCGAUUAGCAGAUAUAAAGUCAGAUGCUUUACACAUCUCUCGUGUCGAACAUUCUAGCAGGAGACCUGUUAAAUGGUUUCACGGUGUUUUCUUCUGGGCUCUCCAGGUUGUGGAUUGUUUACUGCAGCUGAGGUGCUGCAGUCGUCCAGGGUCCAGUCAGCUCAUUGCCUUACACAGUGCGUUUUUACCUGUGUGUGACAGCCCCUGAUGGCGUGGAGAACUACAGUACUCUCUGGACCUGGUCUCAGCUUGAAGUCAUGAGGACAUAUGAGGAAGGUGGGCUGGUGCUGGCCAGUGAGCGGCAGCUCUUUAGAUGACAGGGGUGUCAGGAGGACGUGGUCAGCCCAUGGCUCUUUUAUGCGCCUGGACCCAUAGCAGCAGCCACCAGCGGGAAGGCUCGAAGGAGAGCAUUGCUGUCUCCCGUUUCUGCUCCUUGCUCUUGCUCUUGCACAUGGUGCAGGACUCAGUUCUUGUGCUGUCUCCUGACUGACAGCCUUCCUGAGCUCUGGAGAUCUUGAGCCAGAAUCCGUAGGCCCCAUCCAUGAUCCUGGGUCAGAGGAAUCUGAAGCAGUAAGAGGAGGGAAGAUUGGAGGUUACAGACAGGUGUGAGCAGGGUGGUGUAACUGGCCCAUGUAGUUAGAGAUUAAGGAACUGUGGUAACUUACAUCUUCAUUCUCCAGCAAAAAACAUAGACCACUGACGUACCUGCUGCUUGAACCUUGCCUUUUUACUUAAGACAGACUUUCUGCCUGCCGGAAACUGCCACAGGAGGUGAGGUUUUUGCGUGAAAGGUAUCUGCCCUUUCCCAUCAAACCCGGUCCACUUGUCAGCUUAGUGCCCCUGCUGCCCUUCGUCCUGCAGGAGCCCAUUGUGUGAGCUUUAGCCUCAGUCUCACUGGGCUGUGAGAGCCCAAGGGAACUACACUCAAAGGCAGUGCAGGGACUGGGCUGUGGCCAGGGCAGUGUCAUGUUAGAGAGCACCCAGGGCACCACUUUCCCUGCCUCAUGUGGGUUCCAGGCAGCCCUCGUGGGGCCCCUUGCCAGAUUCUCUCUCCCUGCCACCUCAGCCACCGUAGCUCAAUAGCCUGGGAAGGAGACCGUGAGCAAGCAGACCUGUUCCUGGCCCUUGUACUUUCACUGCGUCUCAUUUUGACAGAUUGACCUGGGGAAAGGAUAGGUGAUAGUCAGAAAUGAGAAGGACUUCUAGAAUGGGCCCUUCCCUCAGGCACAGCAUCUGUUCUCAGCAGUGGUACCAGCUGCUUUGGUCUGAUGGACCCCAUGCCUCUUCCAGCCAGGGACUUCCUUAUGUCUCCUCAUCAAGGGCCACCCAGGUAAGGACCAGCACCACUGAAAGCCACCAGGGCUCCCCAGCUGCCUGAGAGGCUCGGCAAAUGAGAUUGUCCACCAGGAAGAGAUUGUGGGGUCAGGGGUCACUCUCCCCUGCUGUGCCCGAGGCCAGGGAAAGCUUGAGGUGAGCUCUUUCUUGCUGUGAGCAUAAAAGAAGGAAACUGUCCUCCUUACUGCUCACCGUGGCCAAGUCUGGUAUGUGCCACGCUGCAGCUCCUAUGGGUGUUUCCAAGCCUAACCCUCCCCAGCUCUUGAAGUCAGUGUAACUUUGGUUUCUUUUAUCAGCACUAGAGAAUGAGACCAUAAAGUCUUAGGAAAUCCUAACUUGAGAAAAGAGUUGCUAACCGGUAUGGUUUGAUUAAUUACUUUACCACCCCCUCCCAACAAACAACCUCCUCCAGUGCUGUGUAGUAAUCUUCACCGAGUGGAACCUUUGCUGCUACUGUCCUGGGUUUACAUCCGGUUCUUCCCUCCAAAAUGCUUUCUCUGUACUUCUCUGGUGACUGUUACUCUCUAAUAAGUACAGGAAGGGAUGUGCCUGUGGCUUCUCCAUUCUCCCAUCACCCCUACUUCAUACACCAAUGCUAGCUUGAGCCUGUCUGCAGGCGCACUAACCCCAGACAGGGCACCCACCUGGGGUCUGUGCUGCUGCUCUACUCCUGCUCCUGGGGUCGCCGUGAGGAGCGAGGCUGCUUGCCGUGUCACCCACUGGCUGUGCACACCUUUGCCAUCUUAGUGACCCUGAGACACAGACCUGACCCAUGUGGCCUGUGCAGAGCUCAGAGAGCUGUGAGGACCCCAUGCCUGUCACGCUCUGCCUGAGGACAGAGGUGGACGGGUACCGGUGCUGCUGGAGAAUUCUUAAAGCCAGGCUGUUUCCUCCAUGCAUCCCCCCCUCCCCAGGGCCAGAUGCAAAGGGUAGGGGGGCAGUUCUGUCCCUGCCCUUGGGCACCCUGGUAUACCACCUGGGGGGGCCCGCUGCUUGCUUGUUGCCCCCAGGACCAGGCCAUCCCCACCUGGUAGCUUCACACCAGGUUCCACGUGCUGCCCAGAUGACUGUUCCCACCCAAUACUUUGGUACCUGAGGGUGGGAGGGGGGUAUUUAAAAUAAAAAUCCAUGGUGGCAGUAGAGGAUUCCUUUUGCUUUAAAAUCUUUGGACUAAAAAAGAAAUGUUUUUUAUAUAUAAAAAUAUAAAGUAAAUUGUUAUGUAACUAUUGUUUCCUGUAUGUUCUAAUUUUGUUUUAUGAUGUAAUUAAAGGAAAUAAGCUGUGAA